Orycteropus afer afer is the source of this 555-nucleotide messenger RNA. It is a transcript of the gene GKN2, whose product is annotated as gastrokine 2. The record is from RefSeq and is a predicted model, not a curated record. Lineage: Eukaryota; Metazoa; Chordata; Mammalia; Tubulidentata; Orycteropodidae. Gene Ontology annotation, biological process: regulation of cell population proliferation. The coding region runs from base 1 to 555 and encodes 184 amino acids. The transcript is spliced from 6 exons.
AUGAAAAUCCUUGUGGCAUGUCUGAUCCUACUUGCCACCUUCGGGACACAAUCUCACGGAAAUGAGGUUUAUAACAUCAUCAGCCCGCUUAACAAUGGUCGUACCGUUCAGGAGACAAUGACAAUUGAUAAUGAAAAAAAUAUCGCCACCAUCAACAUCCAUGCAGGGUCGUGCUCCUCCACCACGAUUUUUGACUACAAACAUGGCUACAUCGCUUCCAGGCUGCUCUCCCGAAGGGCCUGCUACAUCCUGAAAAUGGACCAUAAAAAUAUUCCUGCUCUGGACCAACUCAAACGGUACAUCUACGAGAGGCAGGCUCUGAACACUAUGUUCUCCAAUAAAUACACCUGGGUCAAGUACAAUCCUCUGGAGUCUCUGAUCACAGAUGUGAACUGGUUCCUGUUUGGGUCACCCAUUAAGAAUCUCUGCAAUCAUGUCCCCUUGUACAAGGGAGAAGUUGUUGAAAAGAAAUAUGCCGUUGGUGCUGGAGGUUGUGCAAAGGCUGGGCUCCUGGGCAUCUUGGGAAUUUCCGUCUGUGCAGAUAUUCAUGUUUAA